Temnothorax curvispinosus is the source of this 1269-nucleotide messenger RNA. RefSeq names its product E3 ubiquitin-protein ligase RNF25-like. The transcript has 3 exons. Gene Ontology annotation, molecular function: ubiquitin protein ligase activity. The record is from RefSeq and is a predicted model, not a curated record. The annotation marks the transcript as partial. Lineage: Eukaryota; Metazoa; Arthropoda; Insecta; Hymenoptera; Formicidae. Gene Ontology annotation, biological process: protein ubiquitination. Gene Ontology annotation, cellular component: nucleus.
ACAAUUGUAAUAAUCCAGUUAAUACGAGAACACCUGACGAGAAGCAAUCUUCCCACCGAUCAAUGUGCCGUCUGCUUGUACGGCUUCCGAGAGGGGGACGAAUUUACGAAGACGGAAUGCUAUCACUAUUUUCAUUCGCACUGCUUGGCGGCACACGUCGCCGCUGCCGAGAGAUACUACAGGGAAGAGCAGGAGAAGUUACCGCAGUGGCAGCAGGAUACUACAAACAAGUUCCAAGCUAUAUGCCCCGUUUGCCGAGAAUCUGUCAACUGCGACGUUGAGAGCUUGUGGUCGGCGCCGCCGCCGAUCGACGUCGAGGCUGCUACCGAUUUCUCUGUCACCGCCGAGUUGAGGGAAUUGCAGAAGCACAUGGCCGCUCUGUACCUGCGGCAGCAACAGCGGGGCGGUAUAAUUGAUUUGGAGGCCGAAGGCGUUAAAAUGUUGGUAAGAACGGAGGACGAUCCCGCUGCUGCUGCAGAGGAGGUUAGCCCACCUGGCACAAGUUUGAAUGCGUAUUCAAAUACCACUACUUUGCAAUCGGUUCAAGUGAACUCCAAGCAAUCGACGCAUCAGUCGCAGAACCACCAUCACCCACAGUACCAAUCGCGUAAUCAAAUGCAGCACAAUCACGGCCACAACAAUCAUAAUCACGGCCAUCGGCAUCGGGGUCGCGGUCGGGCCCAUUACCGGCGCCACUUUGACAAAGUCAGGCAGACGGAAUCUACUCCCAGAUGACAAUGGGCUCGUGAUAAGUUCGCCGCCCAAGUCUGGUCUGGUCUCCUCUUCGCUUUUUCGCUAAGUGUAUACAAUAUUCUAUUUAGCUAGUAGCAUAAUCGUCAGUGUAAUAUAUGAUGGCUGUUUGUUCUCCUCGAAUAGUCUCAUUGCGAUAAUAAACUUAUAGGUGUCGUUGUUCGACGAUAGCAUCCCCAUCGUCACAAUGGCGAUGAGAUGCGUCGCGACCUCCCGUCUGAACUGUCUACGUAGAUCGAAGCCAUGGUGCUCUUUCUUCGAACAAUUCGUAAUCGUACAAAGUAGUUGAUAUCGUUUCGUUUUAGUUCCUUUCCUUUCUUUUCUUUAUUCUUUAAUUAACGCGGAAUCUCGUGACGUUUAAUUCAUUGGUUCUCUUUGUCUUUUGCAAAAUAUAAAUUUAAUGAUAUAUUCCAAAUUCUGAAGAAAAUCGCAAAAAUAGCAAUCUUUUUCUCGACAUUAAAAAAAUCUUAUUUAAGAUGAAGAGGAAGAAAUCAUUACAUUUUAUUUACACAUACUAGU